Molecule: messenger RNA, 480 nt
Organism: Ambispora gerdemannii
Lineage: Eukaryota; Fungi; Glomeromycota; Glomeromycetes; Archaeosporales; Ambisporaceae
Source: the annotation of a GenBank genome assembly
AUGUCUGGAGAAUCACUGCGGUAUCGUACUCGAGUUAUGAUGCCUGAGGGCCCACCAGCCACCCAUGGCUCUCGCACAAUGACAAUACACCCUGAAGAAGUUGCUGAACAAGGUGUUGGUGGUGAAGGCUCAAGUAGCAACGCAGAGGAACCUAUUAUUUCUGGUACUUUGAAACUAUGUGGUGGUAAUGAGAACCGAAAUGUGCAAUGGGAAGACGACGUGGUUGACAACGAAAAAUUAGGAAAAAAGAAAUCUAAAGUAUGUUGUAUAUACCAUAAGCCACGGGCAUUUGAUGAGUCCUCAUCAGAAUCAAGUAGUAGUGACAGUUCAGAAGAUGAAGAGGGCUCGAAUCAUAAUCACCACCACCAUCAUCAUCGUUCCAAUAAACGGUCAAGUCGUGAUCGAAGUGACAGUCCGAAUGCGUAUGAACGUCAACCACAAUAUAAAAGUCGCCCACAACCAGAUAAUCUAACAUCAUGA